This is a messenger RNA of Cuscuta epithymum, 1197 nucleotides long. Lineage: Eukaryota; Viridiplantae; Streptophyta; Magnoliopsida; Solanales; Convolvulaceae. The record is from the annotation of a GenBank genome assembly.
CUUUUUGUUUGAACACAAUAUAUAUAAGGUGCAGUCCGGUUAGAUUGACACUUUCAUGCGAAUAUGUGAGUGCAUAAGAGUGUCUCUAAUGCAAUAAUGUGUACGAUGCAUAUCAACCAUAAAAAUAAAAGACACCAUCAUUUUUUAUGAUUAAAAGAGAGAGAUGCUAAUAUAAAACAGAGAUGAGAUAUACGAAGAUUCACAAUGUCAUUCGUUAAAUCGUUGGAUAAACAGAUUAAGAGUUGUUGUUUCGGCAUUCACGAGCAAAGCGACCUUCCUAGCAACAAGAGAAGCAAACAACCACCGCCACACCCGCUACCUCCACCAUCGUGAUGAUCGCCGCCUCCACCUCUGCCGCUCUGUGUUCACUCUCCAGCAAUGUGACCAUCCUCACCGCUACAGUAGCAGCCCCUGCCGCCGCCACCACCACGAGAUUGCCCCACCACCAACAGACUGCCCAGUUAUGCCAGGGAACUAGGGGAACAAUUAAUAAUAAUCAUAAGAAACAAUGGCUGGAUAUCACCUGUACACUUUGGAAAGACAAAUAUAUGACUCUUUUAGAAUUGGACAAAAAAGUGUUUAAACCCCAAUUCCCAAAUUCAACUAUCUACCGUCUUCCUCUUCACACCUGCAUCUCCCGAUGCUCUCCUUUAGAUCUGCACGCGCUCCAAGAGACAAGAGACCUACCUUCGCUCUAGGUCAUUCGCCUUCGCCGGUGGCUUGCAGCGUCGCAUCAACACACCAUUCGCCUCCGCCGCCGCACAGCGGUCACCUCCACCACUUGCUCCGAUAUGGCCGCUUCAGGCGCACGACAUGCGCGCUUCAGGCGCACGGAGUGUGCACCUCAAUUGGAGAUGAAAAGAGGACUGGCGGAGGAAGGAUAUAUAAGUGUUGAGGAAGAGGCAAUUGGAGGAGAUGAAACUUGGAGAGGAACAUCGGGGAGACAUGUUACUUGUUUCAAAGCGUUCUUUUUCAACACACACGACGUGUGUGCCUUGUGUGCACAAUUGUGCAUGACCUUGAGAGAGCAUGGUUUUUUAUUUUAAAUUAAGCGCGCACGGCACACGCGCUUAAUUUUAGCAGCAUGCAUGUUAUUUUAAUUACUUUAAGAAAGGAUGGACGAGACCAAGAUAUUCCAUAUUUCAAUUGAGAGACUUAAAUGAGAUGGAGAAGUGGAAGUGUAUUAAUACAAGGUAG